Molecule: messenger RNA, 501 nt
Organism: Dibothriocephalus latus
Lineage: Eukaryota; Metazoa; Platyhelminthes; Cestoda; Diphyllobothriidea; Diphyllobothriidae
Source: the annotation of a GenBank genome assembly
AUGGGCGAUGCCGCGAAUCCACCCGUCUUUAAUGACGGAUCGCCAAAAAACUUUCUGGCUUCAAGGUCAAGUCCCAAGCCUCUGGUUGAAUUGAUUGCGUUGAUUUAUCGAACAACCGACAAGGAAGUUUUUCGUUUCAAACGUCUGGAGUGCCUCAUUCAGGAGAUGCAGUGUCAGCUAGACCAGGGCUUCCUCAACGAGAUGUUUGACUUUUUCGCCGGCAGUGUUCCUGAAAAAGAUGAGAUAACAGGCUUUUUGAUUGACCAGAGGAGUACUGAGGGUGAGCUUCUGGACCUUCCCGUCAUAAAGGAUAUUCUCCGCGGUGGUAAAGACUCCAUCUUUGACUUCCUGCAUAUUUCCCCAAUCAAGAUGCACGUCAGCUUCUCCCUCGUGGGUUCUCAGGAGGGACGUCAAACGGCCUUCCACAAUGAUGUCCUCAACCUUUUCCUACAGUCGCUCGGUGUCGCGCUGACUGAUGUCCAAGAUGUUAUUUUCAAGUAA